AUGGUACAGACGAAGAAGUUCAGAGGUGUCAGGCAACGCCAUUGGGGUUCUUGGGUCGCUGAGAUUCGUCACCCUCUCUUGAAACGGAGGAUUUGGCUGGGGACGUUCGAGACUGCGGAGGAAGCAGCAAGAGCCUACGACGAGGCGGCCGUUUUAAUGAGCGGUCGUAACGCUAAGACCAACUUUCCCCUCAACAACAACGGAGACACAUCGGAGGGCAAAACCGAAAUUUCAUCUUCAUCAUCCUCAUCACUCUCUUCCAUCCUCAGCGCCAAACUGAGGAAAUGCUGCAAGUCUCCUUCCCCUUCGCUCACCUGCCUCCGUCUUGACACGGCCAGCUCCCACAUCGGCGUCUGGCAGAAACGCGCCGGUUCUAAGUCCGAUUCCAGUUGGGUUAUGACGGUGGAGCUUGGUUCCGCCGGCUCCUCACAGGAACCUACUAGUGAAGCUUCACAAGACGAUGCUGGUCCGGUCACUGAGGUUGCCGGCGGCGGAGAAGAAGGACUAAUGGACGAGGAAGAGAAGGUGGCUCUACAAAUGAUAGAGGAGCUUCUCAAUACAAACUAA
Molecule: messenger RNA, 567 nt
Organism: Thlaspi arvense
Lineage: Eukaryota; Viridiplantae; Streptophyta; Magnoliopsida; Brassicales; Brassicaceae
Source: the annotation of a GenBank genome assembly